AUUUUGUUAGAAAGAGACAGCAUUUCCUUGUUUAAACCUUUGCUACUCCCAAACCCACAGCACCCACUCAAGCCCAAUGGGGCAGAAAUGUUUCCCCCCAAAGCAAGAGGCCUCUGGGCCAGUGAGAAGGGGCCAGUGCUGGCCACAGCAGCUGCCAGCUCUCCAGGACAGCUGUGCUCAGCCCCAGCAAGCAGAGCUGGGCUUGUCCUCUGUCCCAGCAUUACUCUCACUGCCCAGGGCAGCACCCUGAGGCUCCUCAGGGAUUGUCCCUGCCCGGGUUUGCCUUUCCCUGGCCACACCCAGGAGCUCCCAGAUCCUGGCAACUGCCCAAAGGCAGGCCCAGGACUCUCCCACCUGUGGAAGGGCCGGGACACACCCGGGCCACAGGACUCUCCAACCCCACAGAGCUGCACCAGCUGCCCCAGCACCAAGGUGAGGAGGGGCUGAGGUCCAGACUCUGCGGUGCCCAGGUACAGCAGCUCUUCACCAGCAGGCCAUGGAUUCUCCCUAUGCCAACGGAGCCUACAGCCCCCCGUACCCGCCCUAUGCCAGCCUGCCGCAGCCACGGGGCUUCUACUGCUCGGGGCCGGCGCGCAGCCCCUACCCCCCCGAGCCCCCCGGCCUCUACCGGCCCCCGUCGCCCGCCCCCGCCUGGAGCUUUGUGCCCCCCGAGUGUCCCAGCGAGGGCUCCGCGCUCCGCCGGCAGCAGCAGGGCCCCGGCUACUCCCCGCCGCAGACCCCAGGAAUGCCGAUGCCGCAGUAUCCGUACGGAGAUGGCAGUGCAGGGCUCACGGGGCCACAGCCCAGAGCCCUGGAGGACACCUGGGGCCCCCCCUCAGUCUAUGGGGUGCAGCCACGUUACGGCUGGCCCGCGGCCUCGGGGCACAGCAACCUCUACGUCUCUGAUUCACACCCAGGCUGGACUGGCAGUGGGGCUCCUGCCCAGCCUCCCUCCUGGGAGCCACAGGGACAGGACUCUGUCUAUGACAGAGCUGAGCAGAGCCCCAGCCCCCACAGUUACUACUCUGACGUGGAGCAGCGGCCCUCGGGGCCAGUGACUGAGCACAGGAUGGCCAAGGCCGCCCCGUGCCAGCCCCGGGUGCAGUACAGUGCCCAGCCCCAGCUCUACGAGCUCGCCCCACGGAAGGCCCUGGCCGGGAGCCGCGAGCUGGGCCGCAGGGCUGCUGAGCAGCCUUGCAGCAAUCCUGCAGCCCUGCAGCCCGAGAUCCAGAGGAUCCUGCACGUGAUGGGGGAGGCUGGACAGCUGGAGGAAGAGGUGGAUGAGUUUGUAGGGAAAAAGACAGAUAAAUCCUAUCGGCUCCUGGAGGAGAUGCUGACCAAGCUGCUGCUGGAGCUGGAUUCCAUUGAGACUGGGGGCCAGGACAGCGUCCGGCAGGCCAGGAAAGAGUCCGUCCACAGAAUUCAGGCCAUACUGGAAAAACUGGAAAGAAAGGGAUUGUGAAAGCACAUGAGCCACAACACACAGCUGUUGUUGAGGUUCCAAAGAGUUUCAGUUCUCUUAAAUCUCAGCUCUUUCUGCUACGCACUAUUGACAAUGGAAUAGCAAUAAGCCCUCAGUCAACAAAUCAAAUCAAACCCACCAAAAAGCCAGCCCAGAAGCCCAGCCCUGAGAAACAACUCAGCAAAGGACAAAUUGAGAGAGGUUUGAAGCAGCAAGAGUGUUUAAUGAAGAUGUUGAAGAGAGCUGGGCCAAGGAUGGAGGCCUGUGGGGUUGUGUACAGAGUUCCCCAGAGCAGGUCCAGUCUCUGGGUGUCUCCUCCUGCCACAGCCAGUCUUUGAACACUGCAAUGUGCUGCAAUGUGCAGCCACCAACCAAGACUCUGGGCUUGUCCUCACUGCCUGUAAUUUCAGCUUCAGCUCCCUUGCCAUAAACCCCAUGUGUCCUCAUAGGGGUUGUUUGGGUUUAGUGCACUGAAGGAGCAGCACUGAAGUGCUGGAGGGAGGGGCUGUGCUGGCACAUGUCAGGUGGUGCUGUUCCUCUUCUGUGGUGCAGAGCCAGUGUGGGGUGUCCCUGUGGGCAUAGGAACAGACUGGAAAUCCUAGUUCUGCCACUGGAAGUGCAAGUUAAGGAAAGAACAGAUGCAGGAUGCUUGGAAGUGAUUUUCAGGUCAGUUGGGUCAAAAUCCCGUUUAAUGUCCCUUUCCAUCCUGUGAGUUUUGUGUCCCACUGUGCAGCACCACGGGGAGGGAGCAGCUCGGCCUGUUCCAGCCUCCUGGUCACCACCUGCACAGCAACUCACUGCUAUGUGUGAUUCUUAAUAAACCCUGACCAGUUUUAAAUGUUAUUUUGUAA
Oenanthe melanoleuca is the source of this 2313-nucleotide messenger RNA. Its product is annotated as BAG family molecular chaperone regulator 4-like. Gene Ontology annotation, molecular function: adenyl-nucleotide exchange factor activity; protein-folding chaperone binding. Gene Ontology annotation, cellular component: cytosol; membrane; cytoplasm. The record is from RefSeq and is a predicted model, not a curated record. Gene Ontology annotation, biological process: protein stabilization. Lineage: Eukaryota; Metazoa; Chordata; Aves; Passeriformes; Muscicapidae. Bases 497 to 1462 code for a protein of 321 amino acids. The transcript has 4 exons.